This is a messenger RNA of Nycticebus coucang (slow loris), 2454 nucleotides long. It is a transcript of the gene SCHIP1, whose product is annotated as schwannomin interacting protein 1. Gene Ontology annotation, biological process: positive regulation of hippo signaling. Lineage: Eukaryota; Metazoa; Chordata; Mammalia; Primates; Lorisidae. The transcript has 11 exons. Gene Ontology annotation, cellular component: cell junction; plasma membrane. The coding region runs from base 31 to 1875 and encodes 614 amino acids. The record is from RefSeq and is a predicted model, not a curated record.
CUUUUUCUUUCCCCUCUUUGAGGCUUUCUGAUGCCUGGAGUGAGCUCAACUCAAAGGUUUGCAGCCUCACACUCGCCUCUCAUUGCCCACAGCUCCACCGAGCUCUGCGAUUCUGAGGAAUACUGGGUGCCAGCAUCCAAUUCACAGCCGCCUUUCCCCUGCAGGUGUUGCAGAAACUUCAAAAUGCGUCUGGAAGAACUGAAAAGAUUGAAGAAUCCUUUAGAACAAGUUAAUGAUGAUGGAAAAUAUUUAUUUGAAAAUCAUCAACUGGCCAUGGAUGUGGAGAAUAAUAUUGAAAAAUACUCCUUCAAUCUACAGCCCUUGGAAUCAAAGGUGAAAAUCAUUCAGAGAGCAUGGCGCAAAUACCUGCAGCAGCAGGACCCUCUGGAGAAAAGAAGCCCGUCCCCGCCGUCCGUCUCCUCAGACAAGCUGAGCAGCUCCGUGAGCAUGAACACGUUCUCUGACAGCAGCACACCCGAUUACCGAGAGGAUGGGAUGGAUCUAGGCAGUGACGCCGGCAGCAGCAGCAGCAGCCGCGCCAGUUCGCAGUCCAACUCCACCAAAGUGACCCCUUGCUCCGAGUGCAAAUCCUCGUCGUCACCGGGGGGCAGCCUGGACUUGGUGUCUGCCCUGGAAGACUAUGAGGAGCCCUUCCCGAUCUACCAGAAAAAGGUGAUUGAUGGGUGGGCGCCGGAGGAGGAUGGGGAGGAGGAGGAAGAGGAGGACGAGCGCUACGAGCGAGGAUACCGGGAUGACCGCUGUCCGGCCCGGGGGCCGGGGGACGUAAUCGCCAGGACUGGCAGUGGCGGCGGCGGGGGCAGGAGCGCCACCACCGCCAUGCCACCCCCGGUGCCCAAUGGCAACCUCCACUCGCACGAUCCCCAGGACCUCAGGCACAAUGGCAACGUCGUGGUGGCUGGCCGGCCGAACAGUUCCCGGGGUCCCCGCCGGGCGAUCCAGAAGCCCCAGCCGGCUGGGGGCCGGCGCGGUGGCCGGUGCCCGGCAGCCGGGGGCCUCUGCCUUCAGCCCCCAGACAGCAGGACGUGCGUCCCCGAAGAGCCCCCGGUUCCCCCUAUGGACUGGGAGGCACUGGAGAAGCAUCUGGCCGGGCUGCAGUUUCGGGAGCAGGAGGUGCGGAACCAGGGCCAGGCGAGGACCAACUCCACCUCCGCACAGAAAAAUGAGAGAGAGUCUAUCAGACAGAAGUUGGCGCUUGGAAGCUUCUUUGAUGAUGGCCCAGGAAUUUAUACCAGCUGUAGCAAAAGCGGGAAGCCGAGCCUUUCCUCCCGACUACAGAGUGGGAUGAACCUGCAGAUAUGCUUUGUCAACGACAGUGGCAGUGAUAAGGACAGUGACGCUGAUGACAGUAAGACGGAAACCAGCUUGGACACCCCCUUGUCUCCCAUGAGCAAGCAGAGUUCUUCCUAUUCCGAUAGAGACACUACUGAAGAGGAGUCCGAGUCCCUGGAUGACAUGGACUUCCUCACACGGCAAAAGAAACUGCAAGCUGAAGCCAAGAUGGCCCUCGCCAUGGCCAAACCAAUGGCCAAAAUGCAAGUGGAAGUGGAGAAACAGAACAGGAAAAAGUCUCCCGUCGCUGACCUUCUGCCGCACAUGCCUCAUAUAAGUGAAUGCCUGAUGAAAAGAAGCUUGAAGCCCACUGACCUGAGAGACAUGACCAUCGGGCAGCUGCAGGUGAUCGUCAACGACCUCCACUCUCAGAUAGAAAGUCUGAAUGAAGAGCUGGUCCAGCUGCUCCUCAUCCGGGAUGAGCUGCACACGGAGCAGGACGCCAUGCUGGUGGACAUUGAGGACUUGACCAGACAUGCUGAAAGUCAGCAGAAGCACAUGGCGGAGAAAAUGCCUGCGAAGUGAAAAGAAGCCAUUGAACCCGAGAACAAGCUAGAAUUUAUUUUGCUUCUGUGGUUGUGAAAAUGCUGUUGCUAACAGUGGCACAGAAACAUACAUCAGUGUUAGUCAUUGAUAAUGUCCGAAGCUUAACGUCCAGUGAUUGGCCUUUGCUUCUUAAUUUAUUUUAAUUUUUUACUUGUGCCACUUACUGUCAGGCAUUUUAAUAAAAUCUUGUUACAAAAAUGUACAGUACCUACACCAUCACAGAUCAUGGUUAAUCAAAGAGAGUAGUAAAACUUUAUUUUUAUUUGUUUAGAGAUUUUAAGUUGGAGCAGUAUUUUCCCAUUGACUACUUUCAUUCUUUGCUGUAGUUUUAAAGAACUGUAAAUGACGGUGCUAUUCAAGUCAAAAAAUACAUGCCUGCCUCGUAGUGACGUUCUAGUUCUCCGUAAUAUGUACAUUUUAAUCAGUUUUCAACAUUUUGUGAAUGUUGACUACCUGAAGUUCCUUUUUAGAUGUGCUAUUAACAUUCUUUUGGAUUCAGAGGGUUCCUUGAAAGUUUUAUGUAUAAAUAUGUAAAAUAAAAAUUAAAAUUUUGUUUCA